AUGAAAAAACUAUAAUAAAUAGAGAAUAUUAAGCCUGUUAAUACAGAAUUUAGAUUAUGUGAUUUAAAUUAUCUAUUAAAUGGUAAAUAUUAUUAAAUUAUAAAAGGAGGUAAACCAAAAGAAAAGUAUUUAUUGCAUCAUGUGUUUUAAUAUUUCCAUUAAGAUUUAGAACUUGCUAAAAAAUUAACAAAUUUAUUACUAAAAUAUGAAAAUCCAAAUGAAUAUGACAAAGAGAAAUGGACUCCUUUACAUUUAGCUGUGAGGUAUAAUUAAAAUAAAGCAGUGAUUUAUGCCUAAUAAAUUGGAUAAUUUAAUUUUCAUCUUCUUGCAGGAUAAUAAGGUUUAUCAUUAAUGCAUUUAGCUGUUCUUAAAAGUAAUUAUGAAAUUAUCGAAAUUUUGAUUGUAAUUUAUUUAAUUAACAAUUAGGAAGAGAAAGUAUCAUUAUUUACAGAGAAUGCAGAUGGAAUAUUACCAAGAAGAUUUGCUCUAUAAUCUCCAGUUAAUUUAAAAAUGAUUAAGAAAUAUGAAAAUUAAUAAAUAAUGAGAUUUUUAAUAGAUCUUGAAGAUAUUGAUGAUGAUGAAUCUACUUAAGCAAAUAAAAUUUAAAAUUUGAAUGUUUCUUAAUAAUCAAUUAAAUAAGGAGAAGCAAAUGAUGUUCUCAUUACUAGACCAAAAGUAUCUUUAACAUACCAUGUUUAAUUGAAAUAAUUCAAUCCACAAUAUUUAAAAUGUGAAAGAUUUUAUGAAAAUGCUUUGAGUAUAAUAUUUGAAGGAACAGAUGUACUUAUUUGAUAUGCGCUAGAGUAAGAGCUUUAUACAAGUAUGGUA
Messenger RNA from Paramecium primaurelia, 828 nucleotides. The record is from the annotation of a GenBank genome assembly. NCBI's taxonomy places the organism in Eukaryota, Ciliophora, Oligohymenophorea, Peniculida, Parameciidae.